AGGAAAGAGAGGCAAAAAAGCUGGCAAGAAGAAGCACAGCGAAGGGAAGGGGAAAGGCAAGAGCACUGCCAAAUCGCAAAUGCUAGAUGAAGACAAUGAUUGAGCGAUUUCAAUGGUGUUGCGGAAUUGAGGCUUUGAGUCAUGGCUGAACAUACAGGGACAAAUUUGCCCAAAGGUUCAGGAGGCUUGAAGUAUGAAGAGGGGAAGCCUGAUACGGUAGGAGAGUCAGAGGUGCACGUUCCACAGAAGCUGUCAGAAGAAGAAAAGAGAGAAAUACUCAGAAAGGCUUUGGCAGAUGUGGAAGUAGGGAUAUCAAUACGUCAGGUUGCUAAAAAAUAUUCAGUAGGCCGUAACACUAUAAGAAAAUACUUACAAAUGGGCCUGGAUAAUGGCCCAAAAACAAAUACUAUGCCUUGGCUGCCUGCUGAUGUAGAAAGGGAUAUAGUAGACUGGUGCCUUGAAAUGGCUAGGAUUGGCCAUCCUCAGACCAAACAGUGUCUGCCAUUGGUAGUCCAGCGUAUUCUUAAUCAAAAGGAGAAGAAAAUUUUCCAAAAUGAAAAUCUACCGUCUCAUGGAUGGAUAAACAGAUUCGUGAAGCGACACCCUGAGUUGUCCAACCGGAUACCAGAAAAUCUUGGUCACUUGAGGGCUUCCAUAACUCCAAAUAACAUCUUCACCUUUUUUCAAAACUUGGAAGGCUUUUUAGUGGCUGAGGGUCUAAAAGCAAAUGAAUUUUUAAGCCCAGAUAAUGCAUCGCAAGUUUUCACAUGCAAUAAGACAGGUAUUGUCAUCAGUGCACAAGAUGGGGCUUCCAAGGUUUGGGAUAAAAAGGGUACUGUGGCUUCUUGUAAAGUGUCAGGAAUGGGGAAGCCCUUGAUGACUGUCCUGUGCUGUGCUUCAGCUGAUGGAAGUCUCAUGAGGCCUUUUAUAGUUAAUAAAGGGAAAACUCCGACUGAAUAUGUGAAGCACCAGGACUUGGAAGCAGAUUCUUACCAUAGAGGGUGCUCUGAUUCUGGGUUGAUGACAGCAGACCUGUUUCAUGACUGGCUAGGUAACAUUUUUGAGAAUGAGCUUGUGAAAAAGAAUAUUAGAAGACCUGUUCUCUUAAUUCUGGAUGGCUUCUUAAGCCACUUAAAUUUGGAAACUCUAAGAUUUGCCCGUGAUAAGAAAAUCCUUAUUUACUACCUUCCUCCCUACUCCUCCCAUGUAAUGCAGCCACUUGAUGUGUCUGUAUUCAAGCCACUCAAGGCAGAGUACAGAAGGGUAUACAAUAAAGUCUGGGGGGAAAUUUCAUCCAAGGACAUGCCAAUGAAACAUUUCCCAUAUAUAUUAAUGAAUUCCAUCAAAGAAGUUAAUAUACCUGAAAAUAUAAUACGUGGUUUCCGGUCGACAGGUUUGGUCCCUUUCAACCCCAAUGCCAUCGGCGCCUCCACGUUUUUUACUGCAGAAAAACUUGUGGAUGCUUCUCCUGUCCAACUUCUGGAGACCUCUAAAGUUACAUCAGUAGUAGCAACCUCAUCUUACGAGGAAAUCAGAAAGGCUUUGGCAGAGGUGGAAGCAGGGAUAUCAAUACGUCAGAUUGCUAAGAAAUAUUCAAUAGGCCGUAACACUAUAAGAAAAUACUUACAAAUGGGCCUGGAUAAGAGCCCACAAAAGGGUGUGCCAUGGCUGCCUGCUGAUGUAGAAAGGGAUAUAGUAGACUGGUGCCUCGAGAUGGCUAGGAUUGGCCAUCCUCAGACCAAACAGAGUCUGCCAUUGGUAGUCCAGCAUAUUCUUAAUCAAAAGAAGAAGAAAAUUUUCCAAAAUAGAAAUAUACAGACUCAUGGAUGGAUGAACAAAUUCCUGAAGCGACACCCUGAGGUGUCCGACCAAUUAUCGGAAAAUCUAGGUCAGUUGAAGGGUACCUUAACCUCAAAAACAAUCUCCACGUUUUUUCAAAACUUGGAAGCCUUUUUAGUGGCUGAGGGCCUAAAUGCAAAUGGGUUUUUAAGCCCAGAUAAUGCAUCGCAAGUUUUCACCUGCAAUAAGACAGGUAUUGUCAUCAGUGCACAAGAUGGGGCUUCCAAGGUUUGUGAUAAAAAGGGUAAUGUGGCUUCUUGUAAAGUGUCAGGAAUGGGGAAGCCCUUGAUGACUGUCCUGUGCUGUGCUUCAGCUGAUGGAAGUCUCAUGAGGCCUUUUAUAGUUAAUAAAGGGAAAACUCCGACUGAAUAUGUGAAGCACCAGGACUUGGAAGCAGAUUCUUACCAUAGAGGGUGCUCUGAUUCUGGGUUAAUGACAGCAGACCUGUUUCAUGACUGGCUAGGUAACAUUUUUGAAAAUGAGCUUGUGAAAAAGAAUAUUAGAAGACCUGUUCUCUUAAUUCUGGAUGGCUUCUUAAGCCACUUAAAUUUGGAAACUCUAAGAUUUGCCCGUGAUAAGAAAAUCCUUAUUUACUACCUUCCUCCCUACUCCUCCCAUGUAAUGCAGCCACUUGAUGUGUCUGUAUACAAGCCACUCAAGGCAGAGUACAGAAGGGUAUACAAUAAAGUCUGGGGGGAACUUUCAGCCGUGGACAUGCCAAAAAAACAUUUCCCAUAUGUAUUAACGAUGGCCAUCAGAGAAGGCAAUAUGUCUGAAAAUAUAAUACGUGGAUUCCGGUCGACAGGUUUGGUCCCUUUCAACCCCAAUGCCAUCGACACCUCCGAGUUUGUUACGGCAGAAAAAGAAGAGGAUGCUUCUGCUGUCCAACUUCCGGAGACCUCUACAGUUACAUCAGUAGUAGAACCCACAUCUUAUGCAUCUUAUGAGGAAAUCUUCAACCAAGGUUUUAUCAUGGGACAAAGAGCACAGCUGAAACGUUUAGAGGCUGUGGUCCCACUGGAUGAAUUAGCCCUUUACAAAACGAGGAAGACUGAUUUAGGUUGGGUUCAUUUCCCAAGCACGCCUUACAUGGUAUGGAGGGAACUUGAGAUGAUUAAGCUGUGUCCUGCUGAGAGGAAUCCAUAUGCUGGGGAAACUCAGCCUCUGGCAGAUGCUAGUGAGAUUGCACCUUUCCCACAAGCAAUUCCCUCUAAAAGUGGGCUUCAGUACCAACUUAGUAGUAGUGACAUCUCUUUACCUGGCCCAUCUGGGAUUCCCUCUGCAACAACACCUCCAGGAAUUGCUGAGCAAACAUCAGACUGUAAAAGAUACUUGAAGAUGAAAGAAAGGAAGGAAAGGCUAUUUGAAGAGAAAAAGGAGCAGCGUAAGAAGGAAAGAGAGGCAAAAAAGCUGGCAAGAAGAAGCAAAGCAAAGGGAAGGGGAAAGGCAAGAGCACUGCCCAAACGCAAAUGCUAGACGAAGACAAUGUUUGAGUGAUUUCAAUGGUGUUGAGGAACUGAGAGUAUUCGAAACAGAGGAAAAUUUCAAUGGGGCUUAACUGCAAUUGGGUAGUGUAAAGGGAACAACAUCCUGUGGAAAUGCUGUUAAUCAAAGAAGAGAAAGAGAAUUUGGAGGAGGAUCUUACUGGAAAUGCAGAUGAUGGAAGACUCUUAUAUGCAGACCCCUUAUUAGAAGUCAAGGCAGAACCAGAAUCUUUUGGCCAUAGUGAAUUUGAUGUGAACUGUUCAUUCCGACCUAUUAAGUAUGAGGAAGAGGACAACAGUUCUCCAAGCUUUGAUGAUGAAAGUGGACAGAAGAUCUAUAUUGAGAAGAAAAUAGACAUUUGGGUAGGACAGAAAUACUUUCAAAAAUAAAACACAGCAGGGAAGCAAAUGCCAUGCCGAGUGCCAAAGGACAUUUUCACAGAAAUGAUCUCAAAACACACAUGAGAACUCAUACGGGAGAGAAACCAUAUAGUACUUGCUCUGCAUGUCAAAGAAGUCUUUCUAGUCAAAGUCAUCUCAAAAUACUUAUGAGAACUCAUAUGGGAGAGAAACCAUACACUUAUUCUUUAUGUCGAAGGAGGUUUGCUGAUUCAAGUCAUCGCACAAAACACGUGAGAAUCAUACAGAAGAAAUACCAAGACCUUAAAGAAAGGGAACUGAAGGAAAUAGAAACAAUACCUGUGGUUGUAGGGGCAACAGGACUUAUAAAGAAAAACCUGAGAAAAUAUCUUUAGGCAAUACCAAGUUGACCAAGUAUAAAUGAGGUGCAGAUUUCUGCUCUGAAAGGAACUGAAAACACCUUGAAAAAAUCCCUAGAUGUGCAACCACAGACCCUAGGUUGGGACUCAUUGCACCCCUGGUAUAGAUUGAAAAUUAAGAAUAACAUAAGCCAAAGAGAGAAACCAUAUGCUUGCUCUAUAUGUCAAAGAAGUUUUUCAAUUGAAAGCCAUCCAAAAAAACACAUGAGAAGUCAUAGAGGACUGAAACUAUUCACUUGCUCUGUUUGUCAAAGAAGUUUUUCUGUUUCAAGUCAUCUCAAAACAGGCAAGAAUUGACACAAGACAGAAACUUUAUAUUUGAACUUUGUCCAAGUAGUUUUUCUAGUUCUGUAAUUCUCAAAGUACUUAUUGGAAAUCCUUGUAGAGAGAGGACAUUCUCCAGUACUAAUGUAAAGAAUGUUGGACAAUUUCAAAUACUAUUAGAGAAACUCAUGAAAAUUCAUAAAAUUUAGAGGGCAAUUAAAUGUACUGGAAGUGUGAUAGGUUUUUAGUAUUACUCUGCUCUUAAAAAAGAUUGUGGGAACCCAUAUUGGAGAGAAGCCAUUCUCAUUUCAUGAAUGCCAAGGUCUCUCGAAACGUGUGUGAAAACUCAUACUAGAAAGAAGUCAUUUACAUAAAACUGACUUAGUGGAAGUCAGAGAUUGAUUGUUACAUUAAACAUCAAUGAAAAUUAGGUUCAUUUUUAUUUGAUUAAUUUUUGAUAUGUUCUUUAAUAUUCUAGGCAAAGUCAUGUUUCAGCGUAUUAUUUUGUUUUAAGCUAACCAGUCAGUGUGUUGAGCCAGAACUUGCUUUGUAAGAGAAUGAAGUACUGUACGUACGUGUAUUCUGUUUUAAGCUAACGUCCCAGAAGUGUUGAGGUAGAACUUACUUUGUAAAUGAAUAAAGCGCUGUAUUAUUGUGCUCUGUUUUAAACUAACCAGUCAGAAGUGUUGAGCCAGGACUUGCUUUGUAAAUAACUGUACAUAUUACUGUAUAACUAAUAAAACGAUUGGUCGUUAUUUGGUUGAAACAAUCGAUACUAUUGUUCCAUUAGUUCUCCUACCUUCCAAUGUUUAUCAUUAAGUGACAAGGUGACUUCUGUCACAUAGGGUGCAGAAGCAGUAGACAGGUUUUGGAUGGCAAUCUGAGAGGUUCUGGGAAACCUUAGCUGAGAAGGAGCAUGGGUGAAUGGCACUACUGGAGCAGCUGGAAGUCAUGUUUAAUACCUGAUUGACUGCAACAGGAGGAUGAGGACUCGGCCAUCUAUGUGUGUUCAACAAUUCUUGUGAAUUUGUCCAUUUGUUUAUUUUGCUGCUUGGGUUAUGUGUCUGGUAUUUACUUUAGAUCAUGCUGCCUAUUUGUGUGUUGUUAUUGUUAUCAUGCUGUCGGUGUGAUUGCCGGUUUGUUAUUAAAAUGAUUGAUUUUUGGUGUCGAGCAAGUGUAUGGCUCUGGUAAUAAUGAUGAUGUGUUUUUCAUCAUUAUAUGUAUUGUGGUGUCGAGGAAGUGUGAUUUUCACCACUGAUUUAUUUAUCUAGUUAAUUCAUUGAUUUGAAAGUUUAUUUGUUGAUUAUUUUGGUAAAUGAUCUCUGUAUUUUUGCCACCCAAAUCCUGGUUUCACUUGUAUAUUAUGUAAAUUACUGUAAAUAGUUUAUUAUUAAAGUAAUUUUUUUUU
This is a messenger RNA of Macrobrachium nipponense, 5774 nucleotides long. RefSeq lists its product as uncharacterized. Bases 142 to 3315 code for a protein of 1057 amino acids. Lineage: Eukaryota; Metazoa; Arthropoda; Malacostraca; Decapoda; Palaemonidae. The record is from RefSeq and is a predicted model, not a curated record. Gene Ontology annotation, molecular function: DNA binding. Gene Ontology annotation, cellular component: nucleus. The transcript has 3 exons.